Molecule: messenger RNA, 381 nt
Organism: Paramecium pentaurelia
Lineage: Eukaryota; Ciliophora; Oligohymenophorea; Peniculida; Parameciidae
Source: the annotation of a GenBank genome assembly
AUGAAUAAAUUAAACAUUAAUAAUGUGAGCUCAAGGAAGUUAGAAUUAUUUUAAAAUAAUGCUUUAAAAUUUAUAAAUACUGAAUCAAAUGAUUAAGAUCAAGUUGUUCCAUUUUAUUUUAAAAGUAAGAAAAACUUUAAACUAAAAUUGCCAUCUCUUUAAGUAAGUAGAAUUAUGAUUGGAAAUGAGAGUACUAGUAAUGAAAUCUAUUGUUAGAACAAUAAAUUUGGUAGAAGGAAACCUUUUGAAUCUCCAACUUUAUCUUAACCAUUAUUAAAUAUGCCUGAUCUAUAAAUUGAUAGUGAAUUAAAAAGAAAAAUUAGAUAAAAAUGUUUAUUAAAAAAUGUUCAUAGAAUCACCUUGCUGCAUAAAUAAAAAUGA